GAGGACGCGGCCUGCCCCGGCCCGGCGGAAAGGUCGGCAUCCAAAGGCCGGGAAGGCUUGGCUCUCGCCCGGCUUUCCCAGCGCGGGGCUCCGGUAACCGGAGGGCUUCGCUUCCUUCUCCUCCAGCAGCAGCAGCAGCAGCAGCAGCAGCUCCUCCUCAGCUCCUCCCUCCGGGCGAGGAAAGCCCCGCCGGACUGAAGGCUGGAGGCCUCCGGGGAGCAGGACGUGGGGGCAGCUGUCUUCCAUCCCCCAGAAGACACCCUGGUGGAAGAUUGCCCAAGUCACAGCUCCAGUGAGCAAGACCCCUUGCUCCAGAAACUUCACGCUCUCUGGGCAUGGAGGGACAUGGAAAAGCUCCGGAAAGAAAUGCGUCUGGGCUUUGCUGGCCUGCACGACCCAUUGGCCUGGCUCCUGGACGUGCUGGAUUGCUGUGCAGACUGGAGAGGGCCGGGCUUGCUGACCCACAUUGUCCGUGAACUGCAAGGCUGGAUAAAGAGCCGUGCCAGUGAUCAGCCGUCUGGCUUAAAGCUGGAGAAGCUGCAGGCCCGUCUCUUUCCCUUGCUCGCCCGCUGCAAUGUCAGCCUGCUGCAGCCCCUGAUCAGCAUCUAUCAGCUCCACACUGCAGACCGCCACCAUUUGCUGGGCUUCAUCAGCCAGCUCUGCCAGCAGGGGAAGUUCAAAGAGGCUGCCACUUUAAGUAUAAAACUGAAACUCCAACCAGACCUGGAAUUUGAGAAGAUGUGUGUUCCGUUGCUGCUUCAGGACAAAACGGAACUCGUUGAAGCUUACGUGGAAGGUAGCCCUGAGCUGCAGCAGAGCCUCUUGCGGCUCCUGGACUCAUGGUCCGUUCCAGGCUUCCAGGUCAAAGACCUGGCAAGACAGUAUCAGGCCCUGCCUGGCAAGUGGACAGAAAAGAUCAACUGCAGGACGAUGCAUAAAAUGGCCUUCCGGAUGCUGGACAGAUACAGCCUGGACCCAGUGCUUUGUCCCCAUAUUCUCAACCAGCGACACCUGGGCACUUUGAAAUACCUGCUGCACAAGAGAUUUGUUGAGAAAUCCAUGACGCAAGAAAACUGGGCAGAUCACAUCCAGGGCAUCGUCCAGGACAACCGGUGGUUGCAAGAGCAGCUGGUGCAACUCCUGGUCCGUUACGCUGGCCUGGGGGUUGCUGCCCAGUGUGCCCAGCACUACAGCCUCCUUGGGGACAGCUUGCCGCCUGGCCUGGCAGCCCGGAUGGAAGAGCCGGCCAUCGCGGAGAGGGACGAUGCCUCAGAGCAGAGCCCGAGUGCUUGGGACAGCAUGAAGGAGGGCUGCUAUCGGCUCCCCGUGCCAAGGGCAGACAUCCUUUUCUUGUCCACCUGGGAAGAGGUGAUGGCGUGCCAGGAACAAGUGCUCCAGCCUGGCCAAGUCGUUGGCAUCGACAUGGAGUGGCGCCCCUCGUUCAGCACCAUUGGAGGGAAGCCGCGGGUCUCGGUUGUUCAGCUGGCGAUUUGGGGCCACGUCUUCCUCUUGGACAUGUUGCAGCUGCUUCAGCAGGGGGAACGGGAGGCCCAGGCUGCCGUCUGCAGCUUCUUCCAGACUCUCCUGGCCGACCCAGCCAUUGUGAAACUAGGCUACGGGAUGUCAGGAGACCUGCGUAACCUCAUGGCAACCUGUCACAUUUCCAGAGAUGCGGACCUGGAACUCUGUGGCAUUCUGGACCUCCAGCUGGUACACCAAAAGUUGCCGAAGCGCUCCAAGAAGAGCUGCCAGCCAGCACUGGACCCCUGCCCAGCGAAGGACAAGGCCUGGGGAAGCAAGCUCCCCGAGAAGGGGCUCAGCCUGCUGGUGCAGGAGGUCCUGGGCAGACCCCUCAACAAGACAGAGCAGCUGUCCAACUGGGAGAAGAGGCCCCUUCGGGAGACGCAAAUCCUUUACGCAGCCUGUGAUGCCUAUUGCUUGCUGGAGGUGCAUGCAAAGUUGUUGAAGGACCCGGCUGCCUUCGGCCUGAGCUCCGAUAUGGUGGGGAUGAUGAGGAAAGCCGGCCACCCCAAGGCAAAAGCAAGGAAGCCACCGAGGAGGGAGCAGGAAGCCCCCCCCACGGUCAAGGAGAGUCCAGCAUCCGUCCUGGCAGAUGCCCCCAGGGCUUCGGUUGGCAUCCUGGCGCAAGACUUCCGCGUGGUCUGCGACAACAUGUUGCAGGGCCUGGGACGAUCCCUGCGCUGCCUCGGGGUGGAUGUCCGGAUCCUGGGGAACGAUGAUGAGCACCGGAGGGCUGCUGAGAUUGCCAGGGAAGAGAAUCGAGUGAUUUUAACCUCCGGCCUUCCAUUUCAUUCGCUGCGGUCCCAAGUGGGCGAAGGUCGGUGUUUCUCGGUGAGCUGCUCAGAGAAGGCCAGGGACCAAACCCUGCAGGUCCUGAAGCAUUUCAACGUCCGGGUGACCUUGGCUGAUGUUUUCAGCCGCUGCCAGGCCUGCAACUGCAGCCGGUACGUGAAGGUCUCGAAGGAGAGGAUGGCCCUGCUGAGGAAGCGGAGCGGCUGCUGGACGGGGGAGGAUGCAGAGGCCCGUUUGGGAGGUCCCGGCCCCACCGCCACCCUGGAGCCCCAAAGUUGCAGCCUCGGCCUUCGCCAACCUGCCCGCAGCCCACCCUGGCAGGGCCUGGAAGCAGCAGGCCCCGGGGACGAACCCGCCCUGCUGCCCACUGGUGUCCGCCUGAGAGUCGAGGCCGUCCCGCCCGGGGUGCUGUGCCAGGAGGACCUGACCUGCUUCUACUGCUGCAGCCAGUGCGGCCAGGUCUUCUGGGAAGGCUCCCACCUGGGCCGCCUGGUCUCCCAGUUUAGGGAGGUGCUGGAGCUGCCGGAAGAGAGCUGAAGUGGGGCUUGUCCUUGGGCUCUGCGAAGGAAUGGGAGUGGCCCCCCCAGGAGCUUCCCUCACGGCAGGAGGGCAUGUUGGCAGGCCACCCCCUUUUUAGAGGGAUCUUUGAAAGGAUUUUCGGCUUCUUUGCUCAGGCCAUCAGACCACUGCAGACAGAGUAGGACCAGCACUCCCAUUGCCUGUUGCCUCUAGUGUGAGAUGGAUUGUUAGCAUCAUUUGCACCCCAGACUCCAGGACCAAAUGUUCUCUUGCGGGUUGGGGGAUUCCACACACACACACACACACACACACACACACACACCCCUCCACACAGUGCAACUUGGAGCCUUUGCUGUAGAACUGUAUGCCCGUCUCUCUCUCUCUCUCUCUCUCUCUCUCUCUCUCUCCACCCCCCCUCCCUCCCCAGCACAGAAGAGAUCCUGCCGUUUCUCUGGAGAUAAGAGGCCCAGGCAAGAAAUGUCUCUCAUAAUCCCAGUACACACACCCUUCCUUUUUUUUUUUUUGUUUUUUUUUUUUUUAGUAUAAUAGUUCCAUCUUCCAUUAAACAAUGUAUCGUCUGGGUACAUGCAUCUUUAUGCAAUAAUAAUCAAAAUUUACAAUGGUAUUCAUUACAUUGAUAUUAAGGUAAAGGUAAAGGUUCCCCUUGCACAUAUGUGCUAGUCAUUCCUGACUCUAGGGGGUGGUGCUCAUCGCCGUUUCAAAGCCGAAGAGCCAGCGCUGUCCGAAGAUGUCUCCGUGGUCACGUGGCCAGCAUGACUCAACGCCAAACGCCCACGGAAUGUUGUUCCCUUCCCACCAAAGGUGGUCCCUAUUUUUCUACUUGCAUUUUUUACCUGCUUUCGAACUGCUAGGUUGGCAGAAGCUGGCACAAGUCAUGGGAGCUCACCCCAUUACACGGCACUAGGGAUUCAAACCGCUGAACUGCCGACCUUUCGAUCGACAAACUCAGCGUCUUAGCCACUGAGCCACCACGUCCCUACAUUGAUAUUACUUCUCUAAUUUUACAAUACUAACAUUGAACAUUAUAAACCUAUUCACUUCUCUCUCUUGACAUAUCUUCUAAUGGGAAUAUAAUAAUAAUAUUAAGCAUAAUAAUCAUAGUGUUUACAUCUCUCUCUUAACAUAUUUUCUAUAUUUCGCUGAUCUUUUGUUUCCUAUUUUUAACUUCCAUUUUUAUUCUCUAACCAUCGAUAAAAUAGUUCCCAUGUCAUAUAAUAUUCAGUUUGUUCUUUCUCCUUAAUUGCAAGUGUUAAUCUAUUCAUUUCUGCACAUUCUAAUAUUUUCCUAAUCACCUUCUCAUCAGUAGGGAUCUCUUCACCUUUCCAGUUUUGUGCAAAUACAAUUCUAGGUUCAGUUAAUACAUGAAUAAUUAGAUAUGCAUUCCUUUUAAUAUAGGUUUCAGGUAAAAUCCUCAACAAAAAUAUUUCUGGUUUUAAAUCUGUGUGUUGUUUUAUCAUCUUUUCCAGCCACGUAUAUAUUUUUGUCCAGUAUUUUUUUGCUUCUACGCAUGUCCACCACAUGAUAAUAAGACCCAGGUAUCUAGUGGUAUUUCCAACAUUUAGCUGACUUAUCUUCAAACACCUUUGCCAACCUCGCCGGCGCAAAAUAUCAUCUAUGAAACAUUUUAUACAAAUGUUCUUUAUAUGCAGUUGAUGUUAAUUUAUAGUUCCUGUCCCACAAUUUUUGCCAUUUAUCUAAUUCUAUUGUGUAACCAAAGUUGCCCGUGCUAUCAUUGUCUCCUUCACUUGUUCAUCUUCCAAUUUGAUGCCCAAUAAAUAGCUAUACAUUUUCUUUAUCAAUCUUCCUUCUGUCCCUGUUAAUAUCUUGUCUAAUUCUGUUAUCUCCAUUUACCAUCACCUUUGCAGUUUGCUUAUAAUAUAUCGCCUUCAUCAUACUAAUAAAUAUCUCUCCAAUGUCCAUGCCUUCUAAUUGUGCUAGCAUAAAUUGCCAGUUCACAUUGUCAUAAGCUUUUUGUGCAUCUAGGAAAAUCAACGCCAUUUGCUUCUCUGAGUGCACUUCAUAAUACUCCACUGUAUUUAAAAUUAUUCUCAUAUUGUCUUUAAUUUGUCUCUUAGGUAAAAAUCCAUUUUGAUCUGAAUGUAUAAAUUGGUUUAAGAAUCUUUUUAGUCUUUCUACAAUUAUUGAGGCAUAUAUUUUAUAAUCAGCAUUCAAUAAGGAUAUCGGUCUAUAGAUUUUUAUCUGUUGUAAAUCAGAAUCUCUUCGGUAUGAGGGUAAUAUAUGCUUGCAUCCAUGAAUUUGGUACUUUCACUUCUAGCAAUAGUUCAUUAAAUACUUCCAACAUUGGUAUACUUAAAAGUGUCUUAUAAGUCUUUGUAGAGUUCUGCUGGUAUACUAUCCUGACAGGUGUUUUGCCAUUCUUUUGUCUCUUAAUUGCUUCUGUUAAUUCCAUCAUCCUUAUGCAUUCAUCUAACAUAGCUUUCACUAUUUCAGGUACUUUAGGUAAUUCACCUUUUUCUAAAUAUUGUUUUAUCUUUUGAAAUUGUCUCUUGAUCAUAUAGUUUUUCAUAGUAGUUUUGAAUCACUUUUCUUUUUAUCAUCAUUUUGGUGGUGAAGAGUUCCUUCAUCGUCCAUUAAUUGGUGUAUCAGUUUCUUUUCUUUCUCCUUUUUCAAUUUAUGUGCCAACCAUCUUCCUGGUUUAUUUGCAUUUUCAAAGAAGUUUUGUUUGGCACUUUUCAUUUUUUGUGCUAGUUCUUUAUCUAUUAAGUUCAUACUAUGUUUUAUUAAUUCCAUUUGAUUUUUUAAAAUUCUUUUUAUGUGGGUUUUUUUUUUGUAGUUCUAUCUCUAGUCUCUUAUAUUCUUCUUCUAAUUUCUUUUGAUUUUGUCUCCUUUUUAUUUUUCUUUCCCAUAUACAUUAUAGUUAAUCCUCUAAUAUAUGCCUUUAGCUGUGUCCCAUACAUUUUGUAAUGAAAUCUCUUCUUUUCUAUUCUCUUUAAAGAAAAAAUCCAAUUCUCUUUCCAUAAAUUGGAUCUUUUCAUUUAAUAUUGAUUGAUUCGACAUCCAUCUUUAUUUCCUUUUUUGUUCCUUCCAUAUAACUUUUAUCGGAUUGUGAUCUGCCCAGUUGCUUAUUUCUAUAUUUAUUUCUUGCACAUUAGAUUUUAGGUCUGAUGACAUCCAUAUCAUAUCUACUCUUAACCAUGACAUAUGUCUGUUUGAAUAAAAUGAAUAUUGAUUUUCCUUAGGAUGCAUCUCGCCAUACAUCUUGAAUGCCUAGUUCUUCCACCAUUUUGAAGAAAGCUUUUGGAAGCAUUUUCCUAGUUUUUUAAUUUACUUUUCUAGUUUUAUAGUUCAGCCCCCCCCCUUCCUGUUGCCCAUUCUUUGCUCGCCCGUUUAUCCUCUGAGUUCCUGCCGGGGGUUCGACAGGGAGACCUUUAGGCUGCUUUGAGGAAUCUGGACCUUCGGCCUGGAGGACAGCACUGCUCUCUCCUCCAGGGGCUUUCUUGGUUCUGUCCCCCUCUGCCCCCAAAGAUCCUGGGCCCCCUCUCUUCACGGAAUGAGAUGCCACUGGCAAAGACCUCUGCAGGGCUAGGCAAACGGAUCUAACUGCUCUGGGUCCGGGUGUAAACGUUACUGAGGGUGAUAGAAGAUUUGUGCAAAUAAAAUGUCUUUUUACACAUUCAGAUGUUCAGCUGCAGUUUGUAGGACAAAUAAAUAACGGUGCUACUUAAAAGAA
This is a messenger RNA of Pantherophis guttatus, 6544 nucleotides long. RefSeq names its product exonuclease 3'-5' domain containing 3 (gene EXD3). Lineage: Eukaryota; Metazoa; Chordata; Lepidosauria; Squamata; Colubridae. Gene Ontology annotation, biological process: nucleobase-containing compound metabolic process. The record is from RefSeq and is a predicted model, not a curated record. Gene Ontology annotation, molecular function: nucleic acid binding; 3'-5' exonuclease activity.